GUCUCCUCUCAUCGUUGCCUUAACACUUGCUCAAUGAUAGAUGGCAUAACGAUAGGCUACCGAUCAAAAGUGAGCGCUGUGAUAAUCCGGUGUAGGUACGACGUGGUCGUACGCAAUAACUUUUAUAGCGUUUUUGUAGGACGAAAUUUUUGUAUAAAACAUGUCACUGCCACGUGGAAUGAUAGACAGUGUCGAAAACAUGAAGGUGGAACCAUCAAGUCCAAUAGAUCGAGAUCAUUAUCCAUUUUCACGUAGCAGCAGUACUGGAUCCCUUCACACACUGUCAUCAUCUGCCCACAACACAGGUGAGGGCCAAGGAGGUGUGGCCACCGGGAACAUGAGUAGCAGCAGUGGUCAUGAUGAUGAGGACAGUGACAACAAGAACUCGACAAUCAGCUACAAGGAACGGCGUCGUGAGGCUCACACCCAGGCUGAGCAGAAGCGUCGUGAUGCCAUAAAGAAGGGAUAUGACUCAUUGCAGGACCUCGUCCCGACCUGUCAGCAGACAGACAGUUCUGGAUACAAACUCAGCAAAGCCACUGUUCUGCAGAAGUCAAUCGAUUACAUUCAGUUUCUCGUGCAACAGAAGAAGAAGCAGGAGGAAGAACGCAAUGCUCUGCGCAAGGAGGUGGUGGCAUUGCGCAUUAUGCAGGCCAACUACGAGCAGAUAGUAAAGGCGCAUCAGAACCAACCUGGUCAGGCUGAUAUGAGAGUGUCGGAUGAAACCAAGUUUCAGGUGUUUCGAGCAAUAAUGGACCAACUGUUCCUCACUUUCAGCAACAUCCCUGUUGCUAACUUCGGAGAGCUGUCAGGUGGCGUUAUCAGCUGGCUGGAGGAACACUGCAAACCACAGGCGCUUCACCAGGUGGUUGUCUCUGUUCUUCGCCAGUUGAAUUCACAAGUGAUGCAGGGCAACUCGCGAGGAUAACUCGUACAUACACACGGCAUUAUGUUCCUUUGUUUUGUUGGCUAUACUCAUUUUAAGAGACUCGCGUAAUAAGAGAUUGUUGAAUAUGGUUCCGGCAUAUGCUCAUUCUUUUUACCUGGUUUUGGAAAUUGCUUAUUUGAUACAGCCUGUCAUUGUCUUCAUUAACAUUCAUUUAGAUCAGGGGUCGUCAACCUUUUAUACCUACCGCCCACUUUUGUGUCUUUGUUGAUGGUAAAAUUUCCUUACCGCCCACCGGUGCCGCACGUACUGCACACCGCCAUGAAAGAGGUACAGCUCGAAGACUGAGUGAUGGCCUGUGGUAAGCCCUGCUCUUGUUAUGCGUACUAAACUCAUGCCUUUGGCUACGGAGCUCAUUCGUUGCUCCCUCGUCCACAAGUAUACUUCAAGAAGUGUCCGGUGAAUUAUUAUCUAUAUUCAAAGUUUAGAGAUGGAAUUCAAAAGUAAAUUGCAAAAGCAUGUUUUAAAAAGUCAAAUUCGCGAAGUUGUUAGCAAUGUUUUCGAUAUAUGGAGGAAGAACAAAAUUUGUAACAAUGGACAAAAACCCCCACCGCCCACCAUGAAAGCUUGAAUCGCCCACUAGUGGGCGGUAGGGACCAGGUUGACGACCCCUGAUUUAGAUGGAUGGUAAAUGAACAGUAAAAGUGUCAUUGUCAGUUGUGGUGAAUUCUUUGUGUAUGUCCUUUUGAAAUUGGCAUUGAGGGUCGCUUGUCUGAAACAUUUAAUUUUUCCUUGUAUCAUAUUACUUUAUGUAAAGUUAAAAGAUUUCCCAUUUUCAAAAUAAAUUAUUGUAUGACAAAGUAUAGAUCUUAUGUAAGAUAUAAAAAUAUAUUUUGGUGCAGUGAAAUUGAAUAGAAUAUAGGUAAAAAAAAAUAUAUAUCCAUCCAUUUUAAAAGUGCUGCUACCAUUAGAAAACUUUUAUAAUAGUACAAAAGGGAUAUUAGAAUGGAGGGUGGGAGGAUGAAGGAUGAUAUGAAAUAUUAAGGUAAUGUAGGUACAGAAAAUGGGAAACAAAAUGUCAGGGAAAUAUGUGUUCCAUUUGUAUCACCUUCCCACUCUUAUGUUCAUCUCUGCAUCUGCCAUUCUACAUUUUAAAUUCAACUGUUCUCUUUUGUUUAGAGGUGAUGAUAACAUUUGAUGACAUUGACAGUGUUACUUGGACAUUCAUAAUAAUUAGUUCUUUGGCAUUUUUUGGGCCAUAUAGUCUUUGGGACUGGCACUGAAAGCUAUAAUUAAUAUUAAAUUUUCUGUAAUGCAGAGCAGGUUUCAGAAGAUAAACAUUUAUGGAAAAAAUGAGAGAAUGAAAUUAAUGUAUAAUUAGUUAAAAUAAUAUGAUAGAUGGAUAUAACAGAGCCAUGGUAUAUCUCAGUAGCAUGUAUCUUUAUGAAAAGUGCACUACAAUUUGAAUGUUGCUGAAGAAGUUUAUACUAGAAUCUGGAAGUGUAAUUGUUUUCAGAGGGUCGGCAUUUGUGCUGGAAGCUGUACCAUCUUUGGAACAUACAGUGGUGUAGAUGUAACAUUGAUCUGUCAAUCAUGAGGCACACCUAAGCAAAUUUUAAUUGCACAUAUUAUUAUAUUUAUGUAGGAGGUUGUAAAAUAAGAAUUUUUGCCAUAACAGAUUGGUAUAAAUUACAAAGUGCCCUUUGUGUGUGUCUGUUGUCUGUCUUUUGCUUAUAGACUGUAGUUAGGCAUGUGGAAUGACAGUUUUUUCAUGUAAUUAUUUUACAGUUACAAAAUUUAUAAUCGAAUCAAAUGGAAAGAAUUUAUUAUUCAUUAACCAUAAUGAAGUGACCCAUCCUCUCCACUGCCAUUCUAUGUCUAAAAGAGCAUCAGGGCUAUGGCAGUGGAAGCAGCAAAGACGUCUAAAACGCUGGUAAACUUCUGCCAGACUGUGAGGUGCCCCAACCCAUUGGACAAUGUCUUAGAAUUAAUUGUUAAUUAUAGUGAUUUUAAUAACUUAACAUUUAGAAUGUGUUGGAAAAUGUUAUCAUUUUUAGACGUAUAAAAACAAAACUGUAGCAUAAAUUAAAGCUAUCUCCGCUGAGUUACCGUUGGAAAAGCAAAUGAAUUGUGUGUUUGGCAAAUGUCAUUUAUUUCGUGAAUAAAUGGAAAGGCUAUCGA
This is a messenger RNA of Zootermopsis nevadensis, 3067 nucleotides long. It is a transcript of the gene bigmax, whose product is annotated as helix-loop-helix-leucine zipper transcription factor bigmax. Gene Ontology annotation, biological process: regulation of transcription by RNA polymerase II. NCBI's taxonomy places the organism in Eukaryota, Metazoa, Arthropoda, Insecta, Blattodea, Termopsidae. Gene Ontology annotation, molecular function: DNA-binding transcription factor activity, RNA polymerase II-specific; protein dimerization activity; RNA polymerase II cis-regulatory region sequence-specific DNA binding. Gene Ontology annotation, cellular component: nucleus. The record is from RefSeq and is a predicted model, not a curated record.